Messenger RNA from Oryzias latipes (Japanese medaka), 3507 nucleotides. It is a transcript of the gene arhgef15b, whose product is annotated as Rho guanine nucleotide exchange factor 15b. Gene Ontology annotation, biological process: activation of GTPase activity. Lineage: Eukaryota; Metazoa; Chordata; Actinopteri; Beloniformes; Adrianichthyidae. The record is from RefSeq and is a predicted model, not a curated record. Gene Ontology annotation, molecular function: guanyl-nucleotide exchange factor activity; protein binding.
GGCAGCUCUCCUCCUUCUUCCCUGUCCGCUCUUCUCACGCAGACCGACGCUGCUCAUAACAAAGGCAGGACAACAGCAGUGGGGUGAUGGGAGCUUAGACAACGACCCUGACAGGGCAGCACUCAUGAACUGAAGACAUUUUUCCUAUUUUGCCCUCUUUAAAAAAAGAAGAAAAAAAAACUUUCCUCCUUCUUAUAAAACCCUUAUUAUUAUUUUUUUCCUCGGGAGAACAUACGUGGAAAGUAUAAAGCGGAACGUAAAUGAGAGCCGGACCACAUCUAAAAAUAUAUACAUAGUCCGCACAACACCGAAAAGGAUGGAAGGCUGACACUUCAGAGCUGUCCUCUGAUUAUUGGGGACUAAGAGGGGAAAAAAAACAUUUUUAAAAGCAGCUGCCAUGUCUGAUCAGGAACGCUCGGGGUCUCCUUCACCCCUCAAGCGUGAGACCAAGUCCAAACCCGAGAUCCCACCAAAGCCUCCAUCCACGUCUUCUCCCGCAGACAGCAGCUCCAUCUCUGACUUUUCUGGAGGAAAGGUGAAGAAUAUUGUAAAUAGACUGAGUAAGCAAGAGCUCAAUGGACUCUGUGGGCAGCUGGUUAAUGGAUCUGCGGACAUCACACCGGAUAAAGAAACUAAGAGACCUCCAAGGACAAAGCCCAAACCAGAACGGAGCAGCAUCCAGCUCCUGGCGAGCGUAGAGCAGACGCCACCGCUGCCCCUGAAGAGGAGCGUCUUCGCCAGGAAGCAGAAGGAGAACCAGGAAGGAGAGGAGGCGGACGACACAGAUGGAGGUCGACCAGCGCCCGAUGGAAAGGAGGUGGAGGCCCUGACUGGAGGAGAUGAAGUGGAGGCGGAGCAGGGUCAGCGCUCCACCCCCCGUACCCGCUGCGAGGCGGACUGCAGCUGCAUUUGCCACCUGCAGAGGCCCGGCAUGAUGCUGAUGUGGGUGCCUGUGGUUGGGGAGGAGGAGGAGGAGGAUGAAGGCUGCAGAGUGAAGGACGCCAAGGAGAAGCAGGCGGGUGGGGUCAGGGAAGAAAAGCAGACGGACAGGGAGGUGGAGUGCAGGACUUCUGAGGUCGACGGGGGUGUGAAGCAGGAGAAAGCUCAAUUCCAGCGCUCUUUAAACGCUUUGCUCGCCGAGGCCCCCAGAAGGCAGUCAGACUCGGGUUCCCCCGCAGUUCAUCCGGAUCCUCCUCCACCGGAGCCCGCCGAAGUGGAAGAAGAUGAUAUUUAUGAGUUCACGCUCCCCGUGUUCCACCCCGCCCCCAAAAAGCCAGAGAAACUCAUCGUCCCGGACAUAAAAGUGCGCACGGCGGUUCGCCAGAACAGACUGCCUUGCAGCACCUUGAGGGACGCAGCCGACGCCGAGAACCCGGACGUUCCGCCUGACAUCCCCCCCAGGAUCCCCAUCCCAUUGCCACCCAUCCCCGCCGUGGCAAUCGACAGAUGUAACUCCCUCACCAACAUCCCUGGCGCCACAGGGCUGAGCCCACAGCGGGGCGCCGCCCUGGCUGGGAGUAACACCCUGCAGCCCGUCAGAGCAGCCCCUCCGCCUCCCAGGACAGACGACAGGCGGCACAGCUCCGCCUCACUACCCCCCCACUCACUGAACAAAGAAGAGGAGAACAAAGGGAACGAGGAAGCAGAGCUGCCUGUGACCAGAAGAGACUCCAUCAAAAAGAAGAUUUCCUCCCUCUGGGAGUCCCGCCUCCAACACGAGCCUCUGUACCAGACGUACCGCGCCUCCGUCAUCACUAAGGAGAUCCGUCGGCAGACCGUGUGCCGGAACAUCAGCAAAACCAGCGCCGACUACGACUGGGCCGCCCGCCCCAGCUCCAACGGAGGGGGACCCCGAAGCAGCCCCAUCCCCGCAGACAAGAGCACGCUGUGGCAGGAUCUCCCCCAGGUUCGGGAGAGCGGCGUGCUGGAGACGCUCACGCCUGAACAGUGCAAGUACCAGGAGAGCAUGUUUGAAGUCCUGACCUCAGAGACCUCCUACCUGCGAUCCCUGCACGUUCUGACUGAGCACUUCCUGGAGAACCGAGAGCUGGGGGAGGCGCUGAUCAUCAGGGACACCAAAACGCUCUUCUCCAACAUCCUGCGGGUGCGCGAGGUCAGCGAGAGGUUCCUAAAGGACCUGGAGGACCGCGUGUUUCAGGACAUCGUCUUCCCUGACAUUUGUGACAUCAUCCACUACCACUCUCAGCACAACUUCCCUGCCUACAUCGACUACGUGCGCAACCAGAUUUAUCAGGAGAAGACGUACGCCGUGCUCAUGAAGACCAACGCUCAGUUUGCAGCGGUCAUAGCUCGCCUGCAGGAAUCGCCGCAGUGCCAGCGCCUGCCCUUCGUGUCCUUCUUGCUGCUGCCUUUCCAGCGAAUAACCCGCAUCAAAAUGCUCAUCGAGAACAUCCUGAAGAGGACGAAAGAGGGGACAAAGGAGGAGCAGUCGGCCUCCAAGGCUCUGGAGUCUGUCUCCAAGAUCAUCAGCGAGUGCAACACCGAGGUGGGAAAAAUGAGGCAGAUGGAGGAGCUGAUUGAAGUUUCCAAAACACUUGAGUUCGAUAAGCUAAAGGCGGUCCCGAUCAUCUCCCAGAACCGAUAUCUGGAGAAGAGAGGAGAUCUCCAGGAAAUGUCCAAAGGAGCAACGCUCUUCAACGUGCGGGGAAAGUUCAGCCCCGUCCAUUUCUUCCUCUUCAACGAUCUGCUGGUGAUCGCCGUCAAGAAAGGCUCGGAGCGCUUCGUGGUCAUCGACCACGCGCACCGCUCCCUGGUGCAGGCGCAGAUCAUGGAGGAAGGGGGCAGCAGCGGGCUUCCCUUUGAGAACUGCUUCGUCCUGACGCUGCUGGAAAACCACCAGGGACGCAUGAAUGAGCGCCUCAUCAAAGCCCCCUCCCAGUCGGACAUGCACAGGUGGCUGGCAGCUUUCCCCAGCUCCACCACCGCCGACGGCGAUGAAGACGAGGUGGUUUACGAGGACUGGGAUUGUCCUCAGGUUCAGUGUGUGGAGCAGUACGUCGCCCAGCAGGCGGACGAGCUCUCCCUGGAGCCCGCCGAGAUCAUUAACGUCAUCCGCAAAGCCAACGAGGGCUGGUACGAGGGCAAGCGCCUGUGCGACGGGCAGAAGGGCUGGUUCCCCAUCGCCAACGUCAUCGAGAUCACAAACGAGCACGUGAGGAGGAGAAACCUCCGCGAGCGCUAUAGGGUGAUCCAGGCCGCCAGGAUAGUCACCAACAAGCCCCGCCCCGUUCAGUAGAACCAAAACUGCCAAAAAAAUCAAGUCCUGAACACUUAUUUCCUCUGAUGGACAAACAAAGUGGCACAUUUCUGCGUUGAAGCAUUAGUUUUUCCCUAACAUGCAAAAUGUGGGCGGAGCCACUGUGCUGGCAAUGAACUUUCCUGCAGCUCCCCCUGCAGGUCGUGGUGUGGUAUUACUGCACAUGUACAAAAUGUAAAUGAAGCUCCUUCAACUCACUGGAUUAAAUAAAAAACUCUUGUUUUGUUAAA